AUGGAGGGUGGUUCAAAGUGGUUAGUGUAUGUUGCCGGUGCUGUUCUUGUCCUGAGGUUCAUUCUCAGGAAUGUAAACUGGUUUCUGUAUGAAUACAAACUGGGUGAGAAGCAAUACUUUCUUCCCCCGGGUGACAUGGGGUGGCCCAUAAUCGGCAAUACAUUGUCCUUCCUCAGUGCUUUCAGGUCCAAGAACCCUGAGUCUUUCAUGGACUCCUUUUACUCCAGGUAUGGAAAGACUGGAAUAUACAAGGCGUUGAUGUUUGGAAAUCCAAGUGUAAUCGUGACAGCACCAGAAACAUGCAAGAGGGUGUUGACAGAUGAUGUCAACUUCAUUUCUGGAUGGCCACGUUCCACUGUAGAACUCAUGGGAGAGAAGUCUUUUAUUUCAAUACCUUUCGAAGAACAUAAACGCCUCAGGCGCUUAACAUCUGCUUCAAUCAAUGGCUAUGAAGCACUCUCUUGCUACAUAAAAUUUAUUGAAGAAGUUGUCAUAAGUUCAUUGGAGAAAUGGACCACCAUGGGGGACAUUGAGUUUUUGACUCAUCUGCGCAAGCUUACUUUCAGAGUCAUUGCACAUAUUUUUCUGGGUGAAGAAAGUCAAGAUGUUCAUGUCAUGGAGAAUUUGGAAAAAGAAUUCGCAGAGCUUAAUUAUGGAAUUAGAGCCAUGCGAAUUAACCUUCCCGGAUUCGGAUUCUUUAAAGCAAUGAAGGCAAGGAAAAAUCUACUGGCCCUAUUUCAACCUGUUGUGGAUAAACGAUUAAAUGAAAGGAGGGGAAAUUUCAUCGGCAAAAAGGAGAAAGAUAUGAUGAAUGCUCUGAUAGAUGCUGAAGAUGAAAAUGGAAGAAAAUUGGGUGCUGAUGAUAUCAUUGAUAUCUUGUUGAUGUACUUGAAUGCUGGUCAUGAAUCCUCAGGACAUAUCACCAUGUGGACAACCUAUUUCCUCAACAAGCAUCCAGAAAUUUACAAGAAGGCUAAGGCAGAACAAGAAGAAAUUGUAAGGACAAGGCCUCCAACGCAGCAAGGGUUGUCACUAGCAGAAGUUCGGAAAAUGGAAUAUCUUUCCAAGGUGAUUGAUGAAACAUUGCGGUUGAUUACAUUCUCACAAUCGGCCUUUCGGAUGGCAAAAUCUGAUAUCAAUAUCAAUGGUUACCUGAUUCCAAAAGGUUGGAGAGCAGUUGUCUGGUUCAGGGCGAUUCACCUCGAUCCCGAGAUAUAUCCUAAUCCAAAAGAGUUUAAUCCUGAGAGAUGGAAUAAGGUGCACAAGGCUGGAGAAUUUGUUCCCUUUGGAGCAGGAAGUAGACUGUGUCCUGGGAAUUAUCUUGCCAAGGUGGAAAUCUCAGUUUUCCUUCAUCAUUUUCUGCUGAACUAUGAGCUUGAACACCUUAAUCCUGAAUCCCCUCAGAGAUACCUCCCUCACCCGAGGCCCGUGGACAACUGCAUGGCAAGGAUCAAGAAAGUGAAGUAA
This is a messenger RNA of Sphenostylis stenocarpa, 1467 nucleotides long. NCBI's taxonomy places the organism in Eukaryota, Viridiplantae, Streptophyta, Magnoliopsida, Fabales, Fabaceae. The record is from the annotation of a GenBank genome assembly.